ACAAAAUUAGUUAAUCUUCGAAAAUGGUUGAGUAUUGUCAUAUUUGACGUAUUUCAUGUGACAGAGACAAGGAAAUCACACGAAAUAUUUACACGAAUGAGAAGUUAACUUUCUAUCGACCGUCGCAUGUCAAAUUUAAGUAAUACACCACUGCGGGUAUAUAGUGUUUCACGAUGAAAUCUAUCUUAAUAACAGGAGCAAAUCGCGGCCUGGGACUUGGUAUGGUGAAAUACCUAACUAAAAAUGACAAGGCCGGUAUUAUAUUUGCGACCUGUCGAAAACCAUCCGAGGAAUUAACAAAAUUAUCUCAAGAACAUAAGAAUCUACACAUUUUACAUUUAGACGUUACAAAUUUAACGAAAAUUGGUGAGAUAGCAUCAGAAGUUUCUAAAGUCGUAGGAAGUCAAGGAUUAAACGUCUUAAUAAAUAAUGCAGGCGUGACUACUAAAUUCACAAAGCUACAAUUUGUAAAAGCAGAGCAGUUAUUGGAAAAUCUAACUGUUAACACUAUUGCACCGAUUAUGUUGACCAAGAGCCUUCACCCCAUUUUAAAACAAGCUGUUGAAGCAAACAGUAACAAGCUGUUGGGUGCACAACGGGCCGUCGUCAUAAACAUGAGCUCGAUACUUGGAUCUAUAGCACUGAAUGAUCAAGGAGGCUUCUAUCCCUACAGAUGUUCUAAGGCAGCAUUAAACGCAGCUACAAAAUCAAUGAGUAUUGAUUUAAAAAAAGAUCAAAUUGUUGUAGCUUCGAUGCAUCCAGGUUGGGUAAAAACGGAUAUGGGUGGUAAAAACGCGCCACUAGAUGUCGACACUAGCGUUACUGGUAUUUUUAAUACUAUAGAAAAACUAAGGGAAACAGAUAGUGGAAAAUUUUUACAAUAUGACGGUACUGAGUUGGCUUGGUAAAUACAGAUUAUAAAUUGAAAUUACUACAUAAUUAAUACAUUUAUUAGUUGCAUAAUUCAUAUAGUUAUACUUUUUUUUGUGCACAUACCAAUAUAUUACUCAUUAAAAGCUCUCUCAGUCGUAGUCUUGGGCACAACUCUACUGUAUAUUAUAAAUUUAAAAAGUUACUUAGGAAAAAAUCAUUAAAUUCAUUUAGGUGGUAACCUUUGUGAAUCUUUUCUUUAAUUAAAAAGUACUAUUUAGGCAGUUGAUUAUUUAUUUGUUGUCUAUAAGUAUACGUAAUACGUAAGUUUAAGGAUAUAUUAAAGAAAACCAAAUCAAUUUAAAACACAUCAAUUUAUUUCGUGUGAGUUCUUUUCGACUUUUUUUUUUGGCCGACCUCUGAGAAUUACUUAAAUAUGUAGACACUGACAUUGUAAAAAAUAUUAUCUUACACCCUCAAUGUCGGUUUAUUGUAAUACAUUAUCAAAUUUAACAAAUGCUAAUUUAUUUUCUUUAGGUAAAAAAAGCAGAAAACAGUCAUGCCUUUUGCUAAUUACAGGACAUUUAACGCUUAGUGAAUAAUGAAUUGCUCACACUUACCUUCGCAAGUAGUUUUCACGAACUCUUUCACGACUGAGUUAAUUAUUUCCGGCUUGCUUGUAUUACCUUUAAAAAUAAAUGAUUAUAUAUAGAUAA
This is a messenger RNA of Nymphalis io (European peacock), 1586 nucleotides long. It is a transcript of the gene sni, whose product is annotated as C-factor. The record is from RefSeq and is a predicted model, not a curated record. The coding region runs from base 174 to 908 and encodes 244 amino acids. The transcript has 5 exons. NCBI's taxonomy places the organism in Eukaryota, Metazoa, Arthropoda, Insecta, Lepidoptera, Nymphalidae.